This is a messenger RNA of Petromyzon marinus (sea lamprey), 832 nucleotides long. NCBI's taxonomy places the organism in Eukaryota, Metazoa, Chordata, Hyperoartia, Petromyzontiformes, Petromyzontidae. The record is from RefSeq and is a predicted model, not a curated record.
UGCCACUCUGCGCCCAACCUUAUGGAAGAGUGAUGGAGAUGCCGUCUCCUGCUCCUGCUGCUGCUGCUGUCUCUGAUGCUGGGGGUGGUGCCGAUGACCCCGCGUGGCCGAGCCGAGCGGCGUGCCUGUCGCUCGCCCUCUGCGCCUUCCAAGCCGCCGUGGCCCUCGCUCUGUCGCGGGUGGUGGGAGGCCGCUGGCAGCUGCCACCCGCAGAGCGAUGGGUCGUGGCCUGGUUGCUCUAUGACGCAGUGGUUCACAUCACACUGGAGGGUCCCUUCGUCUGCAUCUCGCUGGUGAGCUCUGUGGCGGAGUCGGACAGCGUCCACUCCAUGCUGUGGAAGGAGUACGGUCGCGCCGAUAGCCGCUGGCUUCACUCGGACCCCACCGUGGUGGCGCUCGAGAUCCUGACGGUGGCGGUUGCAGGGCCCCUGGCGCUGCUGCUGGUGUUCGCCAUCGUCCAGGACAAGCACUACCGCCACUUUGUUCAGGUGUGCCUGUGCGUGUGCGAGCUGUACGGCGGUUGGAUGACGUUCGCCCCCGAGUGGCUGGCGGGCAGCGCCAGCCUGCGCACCGACAGCCCCGACCUCCUCUGGCUCUACCUCGUCUUCUUCAACGGCCUCUGGGUGCUGCUGCCCAUUGUGCUGCUCGCCCAGUCCUGGGGGGCGCUCGCCGUCGCUCACCGACCGCGCGUGGCCAAGGCCGCCGGCGGCAAGCGGAAGCGGCGAUGAGCCGAGCCGGAAGUCGGAUGCAGAGGCGCGACCGUUGGAGGAGAUUUCCCGUCGUCCGUCCGCCCGCCCAAUUUUUUUUUGAUUGGCGCGAGAGAAAUGAAAAU